Clarias gariepinus (North African catfish) is the source of this 2430-nucleotide messenger RNA. It is a transcript of the gene wnt9b, whose product is annotated as wingless-type MMTV integration site family, member 9B. Lineage: Eukaryota; Metazoa; Chordata; Actinopteri; Siluriformes; Clariidae. Gene Ontology annotation, cellular component: extracellular region. The transcript has 4 exons. The record is from RefSeq and is a predicted model, not a curated record. The coding region runs from base 26 to 1108 and encodes 360 amino acids. Gene Ontology annotation, molecular function: frizzled binding; cytokine activity. Gene Ontology annotation, biological process: cell fate commitment; canonical Wnt signaling pathway; multicellular organism development.
UGAGGAGCAGCGCCGAGGCGAAGCCAUGCGCGCCGGGACCGCCUGCCUGCUGCGACUCACCGCGCUCUGCAUCAUCCUGCUCUCACACGCAGCAGCGGCUUACUUCGGCCUUACAGGUCAGGAGCCCUUGGCUUUUCUGUCGAGUCCGUACAGCAGUGAGGCCCCAGGUGGAAAAGCGCACGUGAAGCAGUGCGAGCAGAUGACUCUGACUCGGCGCCAGAAGCGUGCCUGCCGCCGGGAACCGGGCCUGGCGGAAACGCUGAGGGAGUCGGUGCGCCUCAGCCUUAUGGAGUGCCGCUACCAGUUCCGGAAUGAGCGCUGGAACUGCAGCAUGGACGGCCGGGGGAGCCUCCUGAAGCGAGCUUUCAAGGAGACGGCGUUUCUCCUGGCGGUGUCCUCAGCAGCUCUGUCACACACUCUGGCCAAAGCGUGCAGUUCGGGCCGUAUGGAGCGCUGCACAUGUGACGACACGCCGGGUCUUCAACAGCGCGAAGCCUGGCAGUGGGGAGUGUGCGGAGACAACCUGAAGUACAGCACCAGGUUCCUCAAGAAGUUUCUGGGCCAGAAACGGGUCAGCAAGGAUCUGCGGGCUCAGGUCGAUGCUCAUAAUAUAAACGCCGGCAUCCGGGCUGUAAAGAAUGGGCUGGUGACGACCUGCAAGUGUCAUGGCGUCUCCGGCUCGUGUGCGGUGCGCACGUGCUGGAAGCAGCUCUCUCCGUUUUACGUGACCGGCCAGCUGUUGAAGUAUCGCUACGACACGGCUGUGCGCGUCCUCAGCGUCACCAACGCAGCCACCGGGGACACCGAGCUGGCCGGGCCGGCACGCCGAGGUGACACGGCUCCUCGGCCACACCCCUCCGAGCUGGUGUUUCUAGAAGAGUCGCCCAGCUUCUGCCGCCCGUCUCUGUACUCGGCCGGGACGGCCGGACGCACCUGCACCAAGGACACGAGCUGCAGCAGCCUUUGCUGCGGACGUGGCUACAACACAGCGUUGCACCUCGUCACAAUGUCCUGCAACUGCCAGGUGCGCUGGUGCUGCCACGUCGAGUGCCAGACCUGUGUCCGUGAAGAGGAGGUAUACACGUGCAAGAAGCACAGAGAGAAAUAGAAACGGGAAUAAAGAGAAAGAAAUGGCUCUAAUGGCCUCCCAGACAAGUGUGGGCAAAGUUGGACAGGAUUCCCCCCCAAGGGACGGCUGUCCGAAAUAAGAGUUGUGCUCCUGCUGAAAUGGAAGAGAAAGGAACGUUGUGGGAAUUCCAGGAUUCUCACCCCCCGAGGUUGCUUCAAGCAAGAACAGAGCCACUGAUAAAGGUCUUAACAGGACUGAUCUCUUCCUCUCUGAAUGCACUGAAUUUAUUAUUAUAUUAUUAUUAUUUUUCUUAAUCAAUUUUUACGAACUCAGCUUAGAGGUUCUGUGAUGGAUCUGCUGAACUUUACGAGACCGUCGAUCCAUCCAGACUUAAACCUAUACCAGUCUGUCUGCCUGUCUGCCUUCCUGCCUGCGUUAAACUGCGUUAAAGAAAAAGUAAGAAAAAGGCAAAUAUUCUGCUGAUAUUAUGAAGCACUUAUAUUUGUCAUGUGAUUAUCGCGCAAGUCUUAAGUUUGGUUCGAAUGAAGCAAAUGUAUCUGAAUGUUAAUUGAAACCGACAUAACACAGUAAGUCAUCAGAAAUCCUGGAAGCUCCAACGCUGAUCGAAUGAUGCAACUUAUUAUUAUUAUUAUUAUUAUUAUUAUUAUUAUUAUUGUCCUGGAUCAUAUUCUUACAUUACCAAAAAAGAAAUCGAGCAUUUGAGACCGUCUAUAAUUAUACCUUAAUUUUGUUCCUAAGUGUUCUGAAUUCCUUGAAUACGCAACAAGAGAGAACUCCAGUACAUUAAAAGUGUGUGUGGUCAAGAUUUCCAACAGCUGCUUGAAAUUUGUCAAACAUCUGCACACUUAUUGUAGUGUCUUUAUACUGCACUUCGGCAUCAAGGACAAAUGAGCACCUCGUUUCCAGAACAAAGAUCACCCCCAUCGCGUUGCCUUCAUAAAGCGGCAUCUGAGGCGCUUUCAUGUCUGCCAAGUCUUUGAAAAGACUCAUUCCACCCCCUUGUUAUUUUCUCUAUUACUAAUCAGAGGAAAAUAGCAGCUCUUAAUCUCUCGAAGCCCUGCGUUUCUGUCGGUCUAAAGAAAAGGUCACACACACGGACCACACAGCACGCCUUCUUCGCCUCACAGUUUUGUUGUUUUAUGUUAAAAAUAUGUGAUAAAUCUACAGAUAUUAUGCAAAUCUAUAGCUGAAGUGGUUCUGCAUGAGACCGGACGUUCACUAAGCCCUCGUGUCUUAUUUAUCAUGAAUAUAGACAUUUUAAAGACGUUUUAUGUGGCUAAAUAUUAUCAAACCUACUUGGGCAAAUGUGUGUGCGUGUGUACAUGCACAUGAGUCAGCCA